AUGAGUUUUACUUGCGUCAGUUGUGCCCUUCAAUUUGAAGAUGUCGGUGGUCAAAGAGUUCAUAUGAAGUCAGAUUGGCACAGGUACAAUCUUAAGAGAAGAGUUGCACAACUCCCACCUAUUGAUGAAGAAACAUUUAAUUCAAAGAUUUCUACUUUGAAUUCUGAAGAUCUCCACCAUACAAGUGAUUCUAAGAAGCAAGUUACGAAGAAAGAGCUUAGAAGGAAACAGAAGGAAGCACUUCAACAACAAAAGAAUGAUCUCAUGGCAAUUAGAGAGGCGAUCCAGUCGAAAUUAACUAUCCAAGAACCUAUUAAGGAGAGUCUGGAGGUUCAGGACGAGGAUCCCAAAGUGUUAGCCGAUACUCAAACUGAAAAUUCAUACCUGCAACCGCUUGAAGAAGAAAGGUUUAUUGAAGAAAAGCUAGCGAACAGGGUCGAAAUUGGGAUCACCACAUGCUUGUUCUGUCCAGAGCAAAAGAAUUCAAGUUUUGAGACCAUUGAAGAUAAUAUCGACCAUAUGUUCAAGAAGCAUGGUUUGUAUUUACCGGAGACGAAAUACUUAAUUGAUAAGGAGGGCCUCAUUAAAUAUUUGGGUGAAAAGAUUGGCCUUGGAAAUGUUUGUCUAGUUUGCAACUAUCAGGGACGCAACGUGCUGGCAGUAAGAGAGCAUAUGAGUGCGAAGAGACAUAUGAAAAUUCCUUAUGAAACUGAAAGUGAAAAGCUUGAGAUCUCAGAUUUUUACGAUUUUUCUUCCACUUAUGACUCUGAUUUGAUUAUUGACACUGACGUAAAUGACGAAGAAGACUGGGAAGAUGUAUCAGGAGAGGAUGAUGACGACUCUGAUGAGGAAGAUUCGGUUCUUCCUCAUAGCACAAUAAUUUAUAACACAGGAUCCGAGCUAGUGUUACCUUCUGGGUCUGUGGUAGGCCAUAGAUCUCUUGCAAGAUAUUACCGCCAGAACCUUCCUCCAGACAGAAUAUUGUCGGAAGGUCAGGGGACUGUCAUUGCGGCUGAAUCACGUCAUUUCUUGAAUUCGAGAUCCAAACACGACCUCGCCAUUCAGAAGAGAGCCUGGGGCAGAGAGAAGAAACGGGACGAUAUUAAUGAUCGGAGAGCUGCCAAGUUCAUUAACAAUCAGCCUCAUUUCCGUGAUCCUUUGUUACAAUAG
Sungouiella intermedia is the source of this 1170-nucleotide messenger RNA. Lineage: Eukaryota; Fungi; Ascomycota; Pichiomycetes; Serinales; Metschnikowiaceae. The record is from the annotation of a GenBank genome assembly.